UUUCAUGUUAAUUCUACAUAUUUAUAUUUUUGUUUUAAAAAGGUAGGUGUAUAUGUUCUGAUACAAUCAGAAACAUGUGUGCGGUGAGAGGUGUAAAAGAACGCUUAAAAGUAGCGCAACAAUUAUACGCAGUAUAUUUUUUUGAGAGCAGAUGGUCAUUCCAGUGAGCUUUUGUUGUAAACAAUGGGUGACAGUUCCGCUGAUCAUGCGGUAUCCAAGUCAGCUAGUGGAUAUGAAACACAGGAUUCUGGAGCAAGUUCUUCCGAGCUUAUCCCUCAAUCUGUUGACCAGAAACCCAAUAUUGUAGCAGACGGUUCAACGUCUACAGAAGAAAAUAUCGUCACUAUCGACUACAGGACAGGUAUAAAGAGCGCGGAUAAAAAAGAAACGCUUGAUGAGUAUUCCUACAUCCAUCGAAACAACUUUACCUCAGAAAUCUUCAAGAUUGAGGUUGGAAACCUGCCUUUCUUCAUGACACCUAGCGAUUUCAAAAAGGUUUUGACAAAGCGACUUGGUCUUCAACCCCAUAAGAUUAAGAUGUUUAAAAUUUCACGUUCUCAAUUCGCUUUUGUGACCUUCAGAAACGAGGAGUCGAGAGACAGCGCGAUUAAAGCCUUGGAUGGAUACAGAUACAAGCAAACUAUUUUUAAAGCAGGAUUGGCUAAACCUCGUGCAGACCCCGUGCAAAAAGCAAAAAAAAGGUCUGCUGAGGAGUGUGGAAAUGCGUCUCCUAAAAAAAAAUCUAUGCUUGAUAUUAUCAUCCCUUGGCAUUCGCUUAAUUACGAGGAACAGCUUCGCCGGAAGCAAGAAUAUAUUGAAAAACUUCUUAUAAAGCUUGACGUGGAUCUGAGUCGUCAACAAAAUAAGGAUUUCAACGAUACAGUUAGAGCGCUAAAAAAGGUAACUGGACGUAAAACAAUUUGUAACAUCUGUGAGAUUUGUCGCAGCCCGAGAACUGAACACUAUAGAAACAAAAAUGAGUUCACGCCAGGAAGAGACGGAAACGGGGCAAUAGUCGUAGGAUUUCGUAUGUCAAGCUAUAAAAAAGGAUCUAUUGAAGUCGGAGGAGUCACCGAAACGAUGAAACAUGUGCCUCCACUCGCCGUGAAAGUAGCUCGAUUGUUUGAAGAAUUUCUGCGAGCUUGUGGCGAUUCUAGGCCGCCAUAUAAUGCAGAGGAAGAGAAAGGCUACUGGCGGCAAUUAACUGUACGGACAUCGGAGAGGAACCAGUGUAUGGCGAUAUUGAUUAUGCACCCGCAGAAUUUGUCACCACAAGAAAUUCAAGAAGAUAUAAAAAAGCUUAAGGUGCUAUAUGAAACUAAGCUUAAAAGUACUGUGACUUCUUUUUACUUUCAACUGUUUGAUAAGAAGGGCAAUGAUUAUCCUUUUGAACUUUUAGGUGGCAAUACAGUCAUAGAGGAAGACCUCCUCGGACUCACGUUUGAGAUAUCACCGCCGAGCUUUUUCCAAGUGAACACAAAAGGUGCUGAGACACUUUACGAUCGAGUGGCAAAUCUUGCUAAUAUUAGCAAAAAUACGACGGUUUUAGAUUUAUUCUGCGGGACCGGCUCCAUUGGUUUAUCCCUGGCAUCGCGGGCUAAACGAAUUAUCGGAGCCGAAAUCGUUCCGGAGGCAGUGACGAACGCGAAGAAAGUUGCAACACGACACGGUAUCACUAAUGCCGAAUUCAUCACAGGGAAAGCGGAAGACGUAUUGUCGUUGGCCUUGAGUAAACUAGGCAACGAGGAACAUACUAUUGCAAUAGUAGACCCUCCUCGGCAGGGUGUACACAACCGGGUCGUUAAACUUCUUCGUAGUAACCCGAACAUUUCUAGCGUUGUGUACAUUGCAUGCAAUCCGAACGCUGCAAUGCAAAAUAUCCUUGAUUUUUGUAAAGCAAGUAGUAACAGCUAUCGGGGCGAGCCGUUUAUACCUACAAAUGCUCAGCCGGUUGACAUGUUCCCUCAUACACCUCAUACCGAGCUUAUCAUAACGAUGAAGCGUCUCGAUUUGGUCAAGCUUGAGAUUGAAGAGUUGAUAAAAGCUAACGAGGCACUAAAACCCAACGUUUUAGACGAAUUUUAGUUUACGAUUGGUGAUAUAAAUCGUUCAUGUCGUCACAUAGUUACGUAACUGUAGCAGCUUUGGCAUACGAAAAGAUAUAUAUUAGUAGCUUUUGGUAGUA
Messenger RNA from Varroa destructor (honeybee mite), 2185 nucleotides. Its product is annotated as tRNA (uracil-5-)-methyltransferase homolog A. Gene Ontology annotation, molecular function: RNA binding; RNA methyltransferase activity. The record is from RefSeq and is a predicted model, not a curated record. Gene Ontology annotation, biological process: RNA processing. Lineage: Eukaryota; Metazoa; Arthropoda; Arachnida; Mesostigmata; Varroidae.